AUGGGCGAUACAAGCUAAAAUUUAGAAGCAAAUGCUAACUUUUGUUGGGAAACAAGUCCCUCUAAACUUAAUAAUACCAAAUUUGAAAAAGAAGUGAAGGAUCUAGAAGGAUAGGAAUUUGAACUGAAAAUCAAAGAAGUUGAGUGCAAUAAUUUCGACGACAGCAGCAAUAUAAUAGUUCAAAAAUGUAAAGGUAAUGAACUAAAGCAAGCCUAUAUUGUGAUGGUAUCUGGAUAUACUGGUUUGAUAACAGGAAUAAUAAAGAAUCUAAUGAAAGUUCCAAGACCGUAAUGGCUCUAUCCCAAAGAAAUUAAAAAGUAUAUAUUCGUAACUGAGUCAACUUUUGCUACACCAAGUGCUCAUAGUUCAAUAAUCAUUUGUGUAAGCAUUUUUUACCUCGAAGAAUACCUUUAACCAGAGGCUAGAUACCCUGUUCUAAUAGCAGUAUCACUACUAGUAGCUACCUCUCGAAUGUACUUUGGUGUGCAUUACUUACAGGAUGUCAUAAUUGGAUUAAUUAUUGGUUAUUGCUUCGGCUUUGGAUUUUUGCAUAUUUACUAAGAAUAUUUGCAAGAAUAAAUAACUCUCUAUCAAAUUUUGAUAGCUGAGAUAAUUUUGAUGGCUCUUGUAUUACUUAACUAUGCAAUCUGUGUAUUUAGCUGGCCAGUCAAUGAUAAUUAUUGGCAAGCACUGAGCGGCUAGAAAGAAGUUAUAGACCCAUACUCCUCUAGAAAAUCUUGGUAUUUUUUAGCGAUGGGUUCUGGAUUGCUUGGAGGAAUUGCACUUUAACUAUAUUUAAAUGAGAAAGAUAUAUAGUUAAGAAGAAGUUUCCAAGUCGGAGAUUGA
This is a messenger RNA of Stylonychia lemnae, 846 nucleotides long. The record is from the annotation of a GenBank genome assembly. NCBI's taxonomy places the organism in Eukaryota, Ciliophora, Spirotrichea, Sporadotrichida, Oxytrichidae.